Messenger RNA from Triticum aestivum (bread wheat), 522 nucleotides. Its product is annotated as beta-1,2-xylosyltransferease XAX1-like. Gene Ontology annotation, biological process: plant-type cell wall organization. NCBI's taxonomy places the organism in Eukaryota, Viridiplantae, Streptophyta, Magnoliopsida, Poales, Poaceae. Gene Ontology annotation, molecular function: UDP-xylosyltransferase activity. The transcript has 2 exons. Gene Ontology annotation, cellular component: Golgi membrane. The record is from RefSeq and is a predicted model, not a curated record. Bases 1 to 522 code for a protein of 173 amino acids.
AUGGGGCCUGGUCAAAAGGAAAAAGAAAUGCAAAAAAUACUUCACGUGAGUUUCAAACCCACGACCAAGGCCCCGGGGAUGCAGCCGCAGAUGCUGAUCAUCUCCUGCGGGGGCACGCGGAAGCUGCUGAACCAGGAGGAGGUGGCGGCGGCGGCGACAGAGCUCGGGUUCAACGUGACGGUGGCGGAGGCAGGGGCGUUCGUGGCGCUGGUGAACGCGGCGGACGUGCUGCUGGCGGUGCACAGGGCCGGGCUGACGAACCAGAUCUUCCAGCCGACGCAGGCGGUGGUGCUGCAGAUCGUGCCGUGGGGGAACAUGGACUGGAUGGCCACCAACUUCUACGGGCAGCCGGCGCGGGACAUGCAGCUCCGGUACGUGGAGUACUAUGUCGACGAGGAGGAGACGAGCCUCAAGGACAAGUACCCGAGGGAGCACCUGACAAUCAUGAAGCAGGACGUGAAGGUGAACCUCGCCAGGUUCCGCCCCUUCCUGCUCCAGGCCAUCGACAACCUGCAGGAGUAG